This is a messenger RNA of Symbiodinium sp. CCMP2592, 4554 nucleotides long. The record is from the annotation of a GenBank genome assembly. NCBI's taxonomy places the organism in Eukaryota, Dinophyceae, Suessiales, Symbiodiniaceae.
AUGCUGAACUUAACGUUCUUUGAUGACGACGGAAGCUUUUGUCGCAUCCAGGAAGCCUUCACCGUUGCCUCGGUGAUCAACCCGCUGAUGGCCAUAGGCAAGCUGUUUCGAGAAGGCUGGGAGUUGCGAGUGAACGAAGAAGAAAGUAUGUGUCUUACAGACGGAAGCUCAAGAAUACCAGUGCAUCUCCACAAGAACAGCUUGGCAGCCUACGCCUACGUACAAACUCCUUCAAGAAGCAGAAGUUACAGCAGCAACAACUACAAGAUGGUUCGGACAGUUGUUCAGCUCAACAAGCACGUUCAGGAAGCAGUGAACAGAGAAGAACCUGGUUGGCACAACACAGACAGCAUGGUGAUCGUGAAGUACGCCACUCAAAGCAGCUACGAGAACCCAUCUCUCAUGUAUAGCCCUACGCACUUUCCGUACAGAAGCACUUUGGUGAAAGAAGAGAGAGGAUGGAGAGCAGUUGAAGUUUCAAAGAAGUACUCCGAGAAGGCAGACCCUUUUGAAGAGUUUGCAGAAGGAGAAAAGGAAGUGGUUACAGCCAUUUCAGCAAAGCCAAUUCCACUUUGGAUCCUUGGCACCCCUUACGCAGCUGGAGAUCGAGCAGAGCAAGAAAGUCAUGGUCGUGACUACUGGAAAGUGGACCUCGAGAAGGGAGAAGUUGUUCGUCACCACGUAGUACCGAGAACUGUGCUGUUUGACCCGACAGGAGUUGCCAACUGUCCUGUCCUCCUUGGAGAUCUUGAGAACAGCAGGUAUACCCAAGGAGACUGCAUCUACAGUACGGAGAUCUACGAACACAGCGACGACUGGAGAGCAGACCGCCUACCUCUACGUGAACACUUUCGUUUGCCGUGGUUUGGUCAAACAAGGUUCCGUGUGAAGCCAGAAGUUGUUGAAGACCUAAAAGCAGAAGCUGCAGCAGAGGAGCUAAAGAAGAAGAAAGAAGAGCACUACCAAAAGAAGGAAAACUCAGCAGCACCACCAGCAGCAGAAGAGAGCAAAGAUGAGGAGAUGAGAGAAGCACAAGCAGACCAAGAAGCACCACAAGAAGUUGUUGAAGUUUUGGAGGAAAGCUUCUACCACGAAGGCGUCGAGUACACAGCGCAGAAAAGCAGUCUUAAGGAACUACAAGCACUUUGCAGAGAGUACAGAGUGAAGACAACAGGAAGCAAGAAGCAGCUCUUGAAGAGACUCGCCACAGCAGUCAGAGAAGAAAGGCUCAGCACGCAACACAAGGAACAACGGGAACACCACCAAGCAUACCACCUAGCACCACCACAGGAACCAACGGAAGAGGAGAGAGCGUACCACAACUUGACGCACCUUCCGUAUCAGCCUUGGUGUCCCCAUUGCGUUGCUAUGAAAGCACGAGAAGACAACCACAAGAAAGGUUUGAGCAAGCCAAGCAGCUCUACGGAUUCCGCGAAGCCCGUCAUCAGUUUUGACUUUUGCUAUACAAGCACCACAGGAAGUGAAGAGCCACCAGCAGUGACUCUUGUCGCUGUGGACAGCUGGAGCAAGGCAGUCUUGGCGGUGCCCUGCAAGAGGAAAGGAGGAGCAGGAAGCACAACGCACCUCGCGGAAGCACUCGUGCAGUUCACCACGCAGCUCGGGUACAACACCCUCGUUCUCAAAGCAGACAACGAGAACGCAGCCAAAGCACUCAAGGACAAAGUACAGAAAGUACGCAGCAGCCUUGGACUUUCUACAACACUACAGGAAAGCAUUCCUUACGACCACGAAAGCAAUGGAGCCGCAGAAAGAGCAAUACAAACAGUACGGAGGCAAGCGAACACCAUUCUCGAUGAAGUCAGAGAAAGAACACAGCUGGCAAUACCACACGAGCACGCAGUAGUAAGCUGGGCGUUUAGACACGCCUGCUGGCUACUCAACAGGUUCGCAGUGAGCAGCUCCACAGGAAGAACGCCACAGGAAGUUAUCCACGGAUACCCCUACUCAGGGAAACUUGUACCCUUUGGUACUGUUGUGAUGGCGAAGAGGUUGAAGAUCAAGAAGAAAGGUGACAGGAUAUGGAACGCAGGAAUAUUUUUAGGCAAGACAGAGCAAGACACAUGGAUCGUUGCACAGCCUGAUGGCAUACAUAUCACACGCAGCGUGAGACCACUACCAGAACAGUACGACUCCAAAAGAACAAGCAGCAUAGAGGUCCAUACCUGGAACCUCAACACACCACUCCUUGGAGCAAGAGUACUUCCAGAGAAGAAGCAAAGACAACGACCACAGCUAAGCAUCCUGCCCCCUGUUGCCGAGGAAGAACGCGAACAGCUCGAGAACGACGAGGCCGCUAGCGACCCUCCGAGUUCGGAGGACAGCAGUGAAGAGCAGCAACAAGCACUUGAAGACAGAGAGGAACAAAGUGAAGCCAGCAGCAUGAGUGUGACGAGAGACAGGAAAAGAAGAGCUGAAGUUGAUGACGAGACCCUUGUGGAGGAACUCAGAGCAGUUGAGCCACUUACAGCCUCAGCAGAAGCACUUUCAGCACCAGCUGAACCAAGAGCAGAAGCAAGCAAGCACAGCCUUGAGCCUGAGGAACCAAGCUCACCCAGCAAGCUACGAAAGCAAGUUAACAGAGCAGAGGAAACAGACGGUUACCUCAACAUGCCUCAUGAUGAUGAAGUCUACGAAGCAGAUGAUGAGUUUGUGUACGAGUCGGAAGAAGAAGAAGAGGAGACAGAGAGUGAACCAACGGAAGUUUCUACCAAGGUCCCUGUCGAGUUCUUCGACGAGGAGAAAGGACCACCGAACGUGGAUCCGGCUUUUCUUCAGAAGUUGGAUGAUGAAGCUACAGUCAAAGAAAUCAAGAGGUUAACAAAGAUGGGAGUUAUUUCGUUGGUUUCUACGGACCCUCAGGAAGCAACUGAGAACGUACCUCUGGUAGAUUCAGAGCAAGAACUUCACAAGUGGUUGACAACAAAGUUGGUGAAAGAUUGGAGGUUCAGAGAAGCUACAGGUUUUGAAGCUGAAGAAGCCAAAGAAGGAACAACAAAGCCCAAGCAGAUUCAAAGAUGCUGGCAACGACGAAUUACAAAACUGGUGCCCAUGUUGGCUCUCGCCAACCAUUGGGCGAUCUACAGUGUCGACGUGAAGGUCAACGCGACGCAUCCAGUCUUUGGUCAGACUUUUGUGAUGGUCUUUUGGUGGAAGAGAAGUUUGAGCGUUGUACAGCAGUUCCAGCACUUUACCGUCUUCUACGACAAGGUGAACUACGACGUGGACUCCUUCGACGAGGCAAAGAAAGAAGUGACAGAGAGAGCAGAGAAGUUGAAGAAAGUUGAGGAAAGCCUGGAGAAGGAAAAGGAGCAGUUCGGAAACCAAAAGACAGAGUUUGAGGAGACAGUGAAAAGGUUUUUGAAGAAGCAGAAGGAGGUGAAGGAAAAGGAAGACAAAGUUACAGAAAGAGAAGAGAAGUUAGAGAAAGACCAAGAGACCCUCCAAGAACAAGCCAAGGUCUUAAGCGAGAAGGAGACAGCCCUCGAAGAAGCUGAGGAGAACGUCAAAGCAAAGGAAGCAGAGGAAAGAACCGCCGGCUACGACCAGGAGAGAGAAGAGUACGCCAAGAAGUACGUUGACGACGCAAAGAAGGACUUGGAGAGAGAGCCUAAAGUGCUAAAGCAAGAAGAGAAAGUAAGGAACCAGAAGCUCGACGACCUCCAGUACGACUACAAGAGCCUCAAGGACGACUACCAGUACUUCAAAGGUUACUCACAGGAAGUGGACGCACUUCUACUUGCAGCUAAGGACAAGAUCGUGAAGUACAAGAAGAAGGUCAAGAGCCUCAAGGAAACCUUAGGUGCAACCUUGUCUGGAAGCGAAGGUGAAGAAGAGACAGAAGAAGCGUACAAGAGCAAAGCAGAAGAAGAGAAAGAGAAGAAAGAAGCGCAGGCAAAAGAGGAAGAGAAGAAGAAAGGAAAAAGGCCAAAGCAGGUAGAGACAGAAGACCAAGAAGAGAAGCCGUCAAGCAACCAAGGAGACGAAACUACCGUCGACCCGAACGACAUAGCCGAGUUCACGCAGCUUGGCUACGUGUGGGAGUUCAACAAGAAGACGCAAGAGUACCGCGCGAAGUGUGAGGACAAGAAAGGAGCCCCAAGAAUCAAGAACGCUCCGGUGAAAGGCCGCCUCCUUUGGAACAAGGUAACGGAGUGCUACAGGAAACACAACAUUUGGUUUACAGACGGAAAGGAAUUGGAUAAAUUCCUCGAGACCAAGGAGAACGAGAAGAUCGAGGAAGAGGUGCAGCGACGCAUCCACGCGAAAGGCAAGCACGACAACCAAGGAACGAAGGGAAAAGGCCCUUCCUGGGACGAUGGACAGAACGACGGUUGGUGGUACAACGAGCAGUGGAACAACGAGAACUGGAACACCACCGACGACGGCAGCAACUGGUACGAGAACGCGAACCCGCACAACAAAGGCUACUGGCAGACGCCUGAAGAGUGGGCGCAGCAGAACCAGUGGGACCAGUGGACACCCAAAGGAAAGGGUAAAGGCAAGAAGUCCAAGAACUGGGUACAGACCCAGUGA